Dermatophagoides pteronyssinus (European house dust mite) is the source of this 1922-nucleotide messenger RNA. RefSeq lists its product as uncharacterized. Gene Ontology annotation, cellular component: membrane. Gene Ontology annotation, molecular function: neuropeptide Y receptor activity. NCBI's taxonomy places the organism in Eukaryota, Metazoa, Arthropoda, Arachnida, Sarcoptiformes, Pyroglyphidae. Gene Ontology annotation, biological process: G protein-coupled receptor signaling pathway. The record is from RefSeq and is a predicted model, not a curated record.
UAUUCUAAUAUAAUAAAUAUGUUAUAAUGAAAUUAAACCAAAAUAUAAAUACAACAGCCAUUAAGGCAACAGAAACAACUAAAACCGAAACAAAUAAUAUUAUUCCAUUUAUGACACCUGAUGGAUUUUAUUCAGCAAUAAUAUUUGAAACAAUGAAACAUUCAACACCAAUUGCAACAAUCUAUUUACAACAACAAACUCAUCAAUUUACAUUGCCAUGGAUAACAAUGGCUAACAAUAUAACAACAAAUUCUUAUUUAACAUCUUUAUCCGAUUAUAGUCAUACAACUGUUAAUAAUCCAAUCAAUAUUGUUGAUAAUGUUUUGGAUAUUAGAAAACAACAACAAUCUUAUCAUCAUCAUCAUCAUCAUUAUUAUCAUUAUCAACAAUCAUUAUCACCAUCAACUAUGGCCUUUUAUACUGCUGCCGUUUCAUUAUCGUCACCACCCUCGUCAUCCUCACCAUCAUCAUCAUCAUCAUCAUCGCCAUCCACUUCAUCAUCAUCAUCAUCUUCAUCAACAUUAUCUUCAACAUCGGCAUCAUCAUCAUCAUCAACAUCAUCAUUGUCUUCGGCAACAAUCAAUUAUUCAAGUACAUCACCUUAUUCAUUAUCUUAUUCUCCAUAUUUUACAUCAUCACCAAUUGUCAGUAAUGCAUAUAACUAUGAUGAUGAAAGUGAAAAAGAAUUAUUUCAACAAUAUCUACGAAAUCAAGCAUUGGAAACUCCUAUACUGGUAACAUUGAUCAUUGUUUAUGCUGUAUUGAUAUUUAUUGGUGCAUUUGGUAAUGGUUUGGUUUGUUUGGCUGUUGCAAGAAAUCCUCGUAUGCGUACACCACAGAAUUUAUUCAUUGUAAAUUUAGCAAUUUCCGAUCUAUUACUUUGCUUUUUUACCAUACCAUUUUCAUUGUUUGAGAUUGCAACAAAAUUUUGGCCUUAUGGUGUUACAAUGUGUAAAUUGGUACAGGCAUUAGAAGGAACAUCAAUUUUUGUAUCAACAUUAUCAAUUAUUGCAAUAGCAUUGGAUCGUUAUAAUGUAAUAUUACGUUCAGUAAGUCCAGAUCAACAUCGUCGUACAACAGUGGUGCCAAUUUUUUUGAAAUUAAUUCUAAUCUGGAUUAUUGGAAUCAUAUUAUCAAUGCCAUUAUUUUUAGUUCGUACAGUUGAAUCACAUUAUAUUGGAAUGGGACCGAUAAAUACUAUAAAUUUUUGUAUUGAAAAAUGGCCAAUUGAAAAUGGUCGAGCUUAUUAUUCCGUAUUAUCAAUGUUGAUUCAAUAUGUUGGACCAAUAAUUAUCGUAUCGGUUGUUUAUGCACGUCUUUGUAUAAAAUUAAGAUCUCGUACAUUACGUCGUACAUCGACUACACAGCUUCCAAAAUUACGUACACGAUUACAACGUCGUACACGUAAAACAAAUCUAUUAUUAAUAUCAAUUGCAUUGAUUUUUUUCAUUUCAUGGUUACCAUUAAAUGUAUUGAAUAUUGUGGCCGAUUUUUUCUUUCCCGUUAGUGCAUUUCGUAUAACAUUUGCAAUUUGUCACAUGUUUGGCAUGUCAUCUGCAUGUUCAAAUCCAUUCUUAUAUGGAUGGUUAAAUCAAACAUUUCGUAAUGAAUUUAAAGAAAUAUUCAAUUCAUUUCAACGUUUAUUUUGUCAUCAUUGUUAUAAAAAUCCAACAAUGCAACGACAUCAAUUAACAUCUGUUAUUCGUGAAUCUGAUCAUUCAAUGUCAUUCUCACCAAAUCAUCGUAUAAUUCAUUAUCAACCAAGUAAUGGCCGUUGUACAAUAACUGAUUUUAGUCAUAUUAAUAAUACUCGUACAAAUCCAAUCAAUAACAACAAUAAUAAUACUAAUAAUAUAAACAAUACUAAUAUUGUAAAUAAUAAUAUGAUACAACAGCAACAACAACAACAACAACGAAUUUGA